ACUUGUGUUUCAUCAGAGCUCAGUUUUAUACGUUCAACAUUUAAAAACGUGAAAAUGUCAAAUAUUUUAAGAAAGAGUUUGGGAAAGAUAACUUUUUUAAUAGUUUGCAUAAUUGUUACAAUUAUAUCCUUAAAAUUCUUUCGACAUCAGAUUGAUCGACAACAGGCAGACAUAAAUCCUCCUAACAUGUUGAGAAGCAUUGAUGAGUUGGAAACUUCAACUUUCAAAAAUAUUUUUUUCAUUGAAAGUUCAGGAAUUAAAUCAAAUGCAAGCGAUACAGGAGAAUUGACGACAAGACAAGCUUGUUCUAUCGAAUCUGCAGCUCUUAUGAAUUCCGAUUGUAAUAUUUGUGUGAUUUUUGUGUCAAGAAUGGAAUUGAAAUUAUCAGAACCUAUUUUGGCGUUAGUGAAAUAUAAAAAUAUUAAGUUCUAUCGACUUGAUUUAAGUGACUUUUCAAAGCAUACAAUAGCGGAAAAUUGGGUGACAAGUGGAAAGCUUUUCAAUACAAGCUUUCUCAUGAACAAUGUUUCAAAUUUCCUGAGACUUUUAUUGCUAUGGAAGUACAGUGGCACUUACUUUGAUCUUGAUGUCAUUUCUCAAGUGUCACUUGAAUCUAUUCGAGUUAAGAACUUUGUUUGUGCAGAAACUAAACAUUCUGAUAUUCCCAAUGUUAUAAACAAUGCAAUAUUCCAUUUGGAGUCAUCAGAUGUAGCUCAUAAGUUUACCGAGAAUCUACUGACCGAAUUUAUGAACAAUUAUAAAGGAAAUAUCUGGGGAAAGAACGGACCAUUUCUUGUUACGAAAGUGGCUAGAAGUAUGUGCGAAUUUCCAGAAAAAACCAUUGAAAAAUCCUUCAACUGUUCAGACAUCACAGUUCUGCCACAACAAAAUUGUUACGAGAUUGGAUACGAAAAUAAGGAUUAUGCAGUUUUGUUUUCAAUAGAUAUUAAAAUUAUCAGAAAAACUCUUGAAAGACUUAAACCAUCGUAUUUUGUUCACUAUUUUCAUCAUUUGACCAAAGAAAUUCCUUUGAAAGUUGAUUCAAAUGCAGCCUUUAUUGCAAUUGCAAAAGAGUUUUGUCCAAAUGUUUUGAAUGCCUCAACGAUUAAUUUUUGAAGUUUUUUUUUAUUUGCUUGUGAAAAAGUUA
Messenger RNA from Clunio marinus, 1147 nucleotides. NCBI's taxonomy places the organism in Eukaryota, Metazoa, Arthropoda, Insecta, Diptera, Chironomidae. The record is from the annotation of a GenBank genome assembly.